UCUGAUCACUGAUCGCAGCUGUCAACUCUCAGCAGGCCCUUUUAAAUUGUCCAACACUGUUGCCUGUAACGACACAACAGCAACAACAACAGCGUGACAAGCAGAGCGCGCAGAAAUAACAUACAUAGCAGCAGACAAAUUGCAAGUUGCACGUUUUUUCCCAUCGGUCAAACAUGAUAAGCCCGGCCAGAACAUAACCCAGCUCUCUCGCGCAGUAGACAUUCGUCAAACCGAUCGAUUGUGUCCUGGCCACAAGUACUAAAUUCCCCAAGUUUCGAGACGACAAAUGUGCCAAGUAGUAAUAGCGUAGGAGACAUUAACUAAGUCGCCGCACUUUGAGUGGGCUGUUAUGCAAGCGGGCGGCCGACAGCCAAAUUGAAUUAGCCGGCAUGCUGCUCAAUCGAUUUGUGCUGGCCAUCAAGAACCAGUCUCGGGAGACGCUGCGCGCCUGGAGUUACCAAUGCGAGUCGAUCUUCGCCCAGCGUUCGCGGCGUAUUCAGCAGCUCCUGUGUUUCUACCAGUCGGUUUAUGGAACCCAGGGAUUGAAGCAGCUGUGGCGCGCCUACUACCGUCGGGAGCUGCAGCCCCCGCUCAGGGGAAUGGUGAUGAGUGCGGUGGGUCUGGUGGGACUUAACAUCAAGCGGCUGGGAACCGAUGGCUUCGACUGGAGCAAGGAGCGGCUGGCUAUCUCGAACUUCGACCUGUGCAGUCGGGACAUCGAAUUCAUCAAUGCCCUGCCUCACAAUCAGCUCUGCGAGCGCUGUCAGGCCAAGAAGAUGAAGUACUGCUACUGUCAGCUGGGCAACCAGCGCUGCAGGAAGGGCCAAAGUAAGCCAUCGACCAGCAAGGAGGCGGACGCGGAGUCCUCCAUUGCCAACUGCCAGCGGCCAUUAGAUCUGGACGUCCGCAAUACCCCCGCUGGCACUGUUCGCAUUCAGGCCCAAGACGAGCGCAAAUGGGAGCCGUACUUCAGCAAGAACGAGUUUAGCAUAUGGCGGCGCGAGGAACGCUCCUCCUUGUACUCAUACAAGGUAUAUGCCCGUUUCGACGACAUCACAGCCGACGAUUUCCUCCACGUCCAAACCGAUCUGGACUACCGCCGCCAGUGGGACGACACAGCCCUAAGACUGGAGCUCAUCAGUGAGGAUCCCGUGCCGAAUAGCAACUCGCAUCUAAUAUACUGGGAGAUGCAGUGGCCACGGCUGUUUGCCAACCGCGACUAUGUCUACUGCCGUCGCUACAUCAAGGACGAAAACAAGAAGCUGAUUUUCAUCUGCAAUCGUGGAGCCAAGCACAACACCUAUCCGAAGUUGCCUGGAAAAGUGCGUGUCACAGACUACUGGAGCCUGAUGGUUAUCAAGCCCUUCCGUGGCUUCCAUGAGCCGGGACUACACUUUGUGCUCACUUACUAUGACGACCCGGGCAUACCCAUACCCCAAAAUAUCAAGUCUUGGGUGACGCAAAAACAGAUGCCCGAGUUCCUCACAAAGAUGUACGUGGCCACCAAGAACUAUGCCUGUUCGCGGGCCAUUAAAAUGAAGGACAUGUUCCAUGGUUUCUCGCUUAUUAACGACGAAUACACGGCCAACGAGCAGCGCGGCAGUUGGCUAGGCAGUUUAAGCCGGCGAAAGGCGAACAGUAAGCCCGAUGCAGAGCGCUAGGUCCCGAACAUUAAUAUCCUUGGUCCUUCGCGCUCAUAUCCGACUUCCCUAUCCCGCAGAGCCAGAAAUCAAACCACCCAUAUACCCAGUUUCAUCUUUCAUUCAUCCCUUCCUUCAACUUUGAAAUGAAUUCAGGCGAGAUGAAUCGAAACCACAGAACACCCCAGAGCAAGUGUGCAAUAACUUUUGGCAUUUUCAGCUCUUAGAAAGUGUGCCACAUUGGUGAGAAACUUUAAAUAUAAAUAUAUAUCUAUAUUAGCUAAACCAAAAUAUUUUAAGAUUAGAAAUUGAAAUUACUUGUACAAUAAAAGAAAUGCAAAUAGACACCUACUCUGGCUUUACGACUGUUAUGAUGGAA
Molecule: messenger RNA, 2019 nt
Organism: Drosophila rhopaloa
Lineage: Eukaryota; Metazoa; Arthropoda; Insecta; Diptera; Drosophilidae
Product: stAR-related lipid transfer protein 7, mitochondrial
Exons: 2
Coding region: 390-1661 (423 amino acids)
Molecular function (GO): lipid binding
Source: RefSeq, a predicted model, not a curated record